Messenger RNA from Mucor velutinosus, 774 nucleotides. RefSeq names its product translation initiation factor eIF-2B epsilon subunit, GEF (gene GCD6). The record is from RefSeq and is a predicted model, not a curated record. Gene Ontology annotation, cellular component: nucleolus; preribosome, large subunit precursor. The transcript has 6 exons. Gene Ontology annotation, biological process: maturation of 5.8S rRNA; maturation of LSU-rRNA. The coding region runs from base 1 to 774 and encodes 257 amino acids. NCBI's taxonomy places the organism in Eukaryota, Fungi, Mucoromycota, Mucoromycetes, Mucorales, Mucoraceae.
AUGCAGUCUGACGAAGUUAUUUGGCAGGUGAUUAACCAACAGUUUUGUUCUUACAAAGUCAAAACAGCUACUGGCAAUUUCUGUCGAAACCAAUACAAUGUUACUGGCCUCUGUAAUCGUCAGUCUUGCCCUCUUGCAAACAGCAGAUAUGCUACGAUCAGAGAAGAGAAGGGUAUUAUCUAUUUGUAUAUGAAGACACCCGAACGUGCUCACUCUCCUGCUAAAAUGUGGGAAAGAAAGAAGCUCUCCAAAAACUAUGCGCAAGCUUUAGCACAGAUUGACAAAGAAUUACAAUACUGGCCCAACUUUUUGUCGCACAAGUGUAAACAACGUCUUACCAAGAUCACUCAAUAUCUCAUCCGUAUGCGUAAAUUGAAGCUUAAAGAAAAUGAUAGACCACAAUUAAUUGGUAUCAAGAAGAAAUUGGAGAGACGUGAGGCAAAUCGUGAGCGUAAGGCAGAGGCAGCUGCACGAAUAGAGAAAUCGAUCGAAAAGGAGUUAAUCGACAGAUUAAAGAGCAAGGCUUACGGAGAUGCACCAUUGAAUGUAAAUGAAGAAAUUUGGCAAAAGAUUUUGGAUGAAGAACUUGAGGAUGCUGAGGAAGACGAAUCUGAUGAAGACGAUGAAAAUGCACCCGAAGAGGAGGACGAGGACGAAGAUGAGGAUAUUGAAUUUGUGUCUGAUCUCGAAGAUGAAUCUGAUAUUGAAGAUAUUGAGGAUCAAUUUGAAUGGGAAGAAGAAAAGGAGGACGAGAAUGUUGCAUUGACAAACUAG